Molecule: messenger RNA, 1719 nt
Organism: Closterium sp. NIES-65
Lineage: Eukaryota; Viridiplantae; Streptophyta; Zygnematophyceae; Desmidiales; Closteriaceae
Source: the annotation of a GenBank genome assembly
AUGGCGGACGGUUCAGCAUCUCCAGCCGGUAAUGGCGAAUCCACGCAGCCCGCUCCCGCUGUCUCGAUCCUCGCUCCAUACUCAAAAAGGGUCGUGAUCAAAACCGUUCUCGGUGCACCAGAUGGCGGCUUGUCAUUAGUUGGGCAGACGUUAGUGGUGGGAGGAUGGGUGAAGACUGGGCGAGAGCAGGGCAAGGGAACUUUCGCCUUCCUAGAGCUCAACGACGGAUCGUGCCCCGCCAACCUUCAGGUGAUCGUGAAGGCUGAGGUGGCGGCGAUUGGGGAGCUGGUGGCGACGGGCACGUGCGUGCGCGUGGAGGGCGAGCUGAAGCGCACGCCUGAGGGGACGAAGCAGCUGGUGGAGGUCCACGUCAGCAAAGUGCUCCACGUGGGUCCGUGCGACGCUGGCGUGUACCCCAUCGCCAAGACGAAGCUGUCGCUCGAGUACCUGCGAUCCGUCAUGCACCUGCGACCGCGCACCAACACGAUCGCGGCGGUGGCGCGGAUCCGCAACGCGCUGGCGUUCGCGACGCACAGCUUCUUUCAGAAGCACGGCUUCCUCUACGUGCACACGCCCAUCGUCACCACCAACGACUGCGAAGGGGCUGGCGAAAUGUUCCACGUUACCACCCUCAUCGCCGAAACCGAGCGCCGCGAAAAGGCCCUCUUGGAAAACCCCCCUCCCACGGACGCUGACGUGGCGGCCGCCAAGGACGCCGUGACAGCAGCGGGCGCCGCGGUGAAGGCUCUCAAGGAAGCCAAGGCGAGCAAGGAGGAGAUUAAAGCCAGCGUAGCGGAGCUAACGAAGGCCAAGGAGGCGUUAGCUGCCUUAGAGGCACGGGCGAAGAUGCGGCCAGGGCUGCCGCGGAAAGGGGAGGACGGCAAGGGGCCCGUGGACUUUGGAGCGGACUUCUUUGCUCGGCAGGCGUUCCUGACGGUGUCGGGGCAGCUGCAGGUGGAGACGUACGCGUGUGCGCUGAGCAGCGUGUACACGUUCGGGCCGACUUUCCGUGCGGAGAACUCCCACACAACCCGCCACCUGGCGGAGUUCUGGAUGGUUGAGCCCGAGAUUGCCUUUGCUGACCUGGAGGAUGACAUGAAAUGCGCGGAGGACUAUGUGCGAUUUCUCUGCCAAUGGCUGUUGGACAACUGUCACGAUGACAUGCAGUUCAUGACCAAGAUGUUUGACAAGACCGCUCUGGACCGCCUCGCACACGUGGCAUCGUCGCCCUUCGCCCGCGUGACGUACACCGAGGCGAUCGAGCUGCUGCAAGAGGCGAUCAAGAAAGGGAAGAAGUUUGAGAAUGCGGUGGAGUGGGGUAUCGACCUUGCGAGUGAGCAUGAGAGGUACCUCGCGGAGACGCAUUUCAAGACGCCAGUGAUAGUGUACAACUACCCCAAGGAGAUCAAGGCGUUCUACAUGCGGCUCAAUGAUGAUGGCAAGACUGUGGCAGCCAUGGAUGUGCUGGUGCCCGGGGUGGGGGAGUUGAUAGGAGGGAGUCAACGGGAGGAGCGCUAUGACGUCUUGGUCAAGAGGUUGGAGGAGAUGGACUUGCCACGGGAGUUGUACGAGUGGUACCUGGAUCUGCGCAAGUACGGGACAGUGCCCCAUGCGGGCUUUGGUCUGGGCUUUGAAAGAAUGAUUCUCUUUGCCACAGGCAUUGAUAACAUCCGAGAUGCUAUUCCGUUCCCUAGGUAUCCAGGCCAUGCUGAUCUGUGA